AGCCUUUUAACGUUCGCUGACUCGACACUAGUCGUGUUUUCUCGGCACAAUUUCAGCAUCAGCGUGAAACCAAUUAAACCCCACCCAAUCAGACUCCAGUAUGUGACCAGUAGCCACUGACUGGUUUCGCUCUGGAGAACCAGUAAGGAGGAACGCUGGGGGAACUGGAACAGGCGACCUCAAUCAGUCUUGUUUCAGGCUGCAGACUCAGACUGAGGGACCAUGUGGGAGAAAACAUUUCUGCUGCUGUUGCACAGUGUGGAAGCUGUAGUGGCGUCUCAGUGCUGGCAGGGGGCGACCUUCUCUCAGGCGGUGGUGUCUCCGGCGGUGGAGAGCAGCCGUAUCAUGCGGAUACCCGGUGUGUCGUCGUUGCCGCAGUGCAUGGCGGCGUGCUGCGACCUGCCAGGCUACGACCUGGCCUGGCUCUUUGAGGGCCGUUGCUACAUCCUGAGCUGCCAGCAGAGGGAGAACUGCCAGCCCCGAGAAAGACCCGGGGCUGACUCAUUCUUGGCCUUUCUGCGGAAGGCGUCCCCGCAGACACUGGUGCUUCAGUCACUGGUGAGAGGAGAGCCGUACGGAGGCCGCUGGAGGCCCCUGUCACGGUCCUCUGAGGCCCCCGGGGACCUGAAAGCGCUGAAGGAUCUUGCCCUCUUUGACGGGCCCCAGCAGGACUUCCCAGACCCUCAGAUGCUGGAUGUGGAGUAUUCAGAGGGGAGCCAGGAGGAAAGGAGAGCUGAUGGUUCAGAGGCAGAAAUGAUGACCGAUCAGCUGUCUUUGAAGGGAAGAGACGGUUUCAACCAAUCAGAGGCAGAGGAGGGUCCAGAAAGGGAGGUGACAGAGAGCAGUACGGCCCACAUUAGAGUCUCCUCUGGGGGUAACAUCAGCCAGGGAGACCAGGACAGGACCAGGACGACUGAUCCUGCUGCUGCAGAGAAAAUAACCAAAACACAGGGCAGCACUGUUUCUACAUCACUGACACCAUCAACCACUGACUCCACCCAACAAGACCAUAUAAGGACUUCAGCUCCCAGUCCAACCACACCCCAUUGGCCCAGCAGCACGACCACACAACCAGAUCGAUCUCUGAUGAUGUCCCCUGGAAACCCUGUAGAACAGACCGUGCCAACAGUUAAACCUGACGCUUCAGUUUCCCCUGAACCAACAACUGUUAUGGUAAAACUGCUCCACACAGCAGCCAGAGCUCCACCAACUACCCCCCAGCCCCUAGCCAGAGCCGUGACCUCUGACCCCACCACCACCACCACCACCACCACCUCGACUCUCAGCACCAACCCUCCAACCAGGACCACAGCCUCUGCCACAGCUGCUGCUGCGCCUGUAACAGAGGUCAGGGGGUCAAACCGUGGCCCAGUGGCUGUCGUGGGUCCCGACAGGAAGUUGUCUCUGCCGGUCAGCAGCUUGUUGCUCAAUGGCAGCGGAAGCACCGACGACCGCGGCAUCAUCAGCUUCCACUGGGAUGCCAUCAGUGGUCCUCCUGGGUUAAAGCUGGAGGACGGGGACCAGGCUGUAGCUACAGCAUCAGGACUGCGGGUGGGGCGCUACACCUUCAGACUGACGGUCUCUGACCAGGAGGGGGCAACAGACAGCGCCUCACUGACUGUCAGGGUCCAGGGAGCCAGAAGUCUUCUUCCGGUCGCUCACGCCAGCGGCAGUCACACUCUGACGCUGCCCAACAACUCCCUGGUCCUCCGAGGCUCCAUCACCGACGGAGACCAGACUGAAGUCCACUACCUGUGGGUCAGAGACAGCCAGAGUCCUGCUGCUGGGGAUGUGCUGUAUGGCUCAGAGGCCCAGGCGUCUCUGUACCUGGCCAACCUUGUUGAGGGCACCUACCUGUUCCAGCUGAGGGUGACUGACGCCCAGGGGCGCUCCAACAGUGCCACGGCCACCGUGGAGGUCCGACCAGAGCCUGGGGGGGGGGAGGAGGUGGAGCUGGAGAUGCUGGUGUCGGUGUCUCAGGUCAGUUUGGCUCAGAGGGACACGGUGGUCCGACAACUCGCCGCUCUGCUGCACGUCCUCGACAGCGACAUCCAAGUCCGAGCCCUGCAGGGACACUCACACCUCAGCACCGUGUUGCGGUUCUCGGUGUGGGGCCCCGCUGGGCCGCUCUCAGGCUCCAGGUUGGUCGGUCUGCUGAGGAACCAGCUGCUCAGAGAGAAGAGCGACUAUCUGCUGUUCAGAGUCCUGAGGGUCGACACCGUCUUGUGUUUGCUGCGCUGUUCGGGCCGUGGUCAGUGUGAUCCACUCAACAAGGAGUGCACCUGUGACCCCUUCUGGACAGAGAAUCUGAUCCGUCGUUAUCUUGGUGACGGAGAGAGCAACUGUGAGUGGAGGGUGCUUUACGUCAUCCUGACCAGCUUCAUGCUCAUGGUCUUCAUCCUGUCUGUGAGCUGGACCUUCAUCUGCUGCUGCAAGAGGAGGAGACAGACCAAAGUGAGGAAGAAAACCAAAUAUACGAUCCUGGACAACAUGGAUGAACAGGAGAGGGUGGAGCUCAGACCCAAAUUCAGCAUCAAACACCGCAGCACGGAGCACAACUCCAGCCUGAUGAUGUCGGAGUCGGAGCUAGACAGCGAUCAGGACACCAUUUUCAGUCGGGACCGACCCAUACGCAGCAGGAACCGGCUCAACGCCCAGGCCGCCCGCAAUGGAAAUGCCUUUGGAUGAUGGGAUUACUGACCUCCUGGUAACAUAGAAUGGACCCAUCUGGGAUGUUUGCACUCUGGCAGCCACAAGUGGCAGUGAGAGAUAAGGCUUCUUAAAGGUUAAAGGACUUCAUCCUGUGCCACGAGUUUCAGGUUCAGACUCUUUUGAAGGACAUGAGGACUAAAGGCCAGGAGGACAAACUUACCUCUCCUUAAACAGGAUGUACAGGUGGGAACAUCCAAACUUUUGCAAAAUGAUGCGAUAUUUAGAGGACACUUUGGAAUGGGAUGAUUUUUGAAUCCUGCACUGAAAGACAAAGACAAAAACUCAUCAAAAGUCAUAAUCUCCAGAGCUAGAUGGGAAGAUAGUAGCAUUCCGUACAGAGAUGGGUCCAGGACGGGAUCAGCCUAGCCUAGGGCAAUGACUGGAUGCAGGGGGAAACUGCUAGCCCAGCACAGUCAAUAGAGAAAAUAUCCACCUUCUAACAAUGUAGAAUCUUUCUGAUUUACAUGUUGCAUCUUGUUAGCUAACAAGGUAGACACUGGUCUAUCAAUGAGAGGGAUUGGAGGUGAUGACAUAGAAGCUAACUUUAACAUAACUCUGAUUGUGUCCCCGAAACCUAACUUAAAAAAAAAAAAAGAAAAAAAAAGAAGCUGAAUCUUAGGAGCUAGAUGCUUACUGAAAGCUGCCAGACUCAAAAACAAAAUCCGAACUAAGCUUAUUGAUUCAUUUUAACCAUUUAAAAUCUAAACAAAUUACUACUCAGACAAAACAUUUCCAGUAGUUACAGUGCUGACCUCUGCUAAGCAAAGACAUUAAUUUGUGUCUUCACCUGAGAGAAUUUCUUGGUGUUUAGCCUAGCUUAGCACAAAGUCUAGAAGCUAGCCUAGCACAGUAAAGAGAAAAUAUCCUGUCUGAUUAGCAAGUUGUAGCAGGCAUAUUUAACAAAUGUAGAAAUAUAAAUGUAUAAAGAGACAUGCCGAACUUGGAACUGGUGGAGCUAGUUAGACAGUUUUGAGGUUUUUGUUGAAAGGUCUCUUCUGAAUAGUUUGAAUGUUUCCCUGACUUAAAUUAAAGUCAUGUGAGCUCAUUGUCUGUGGUUGUGGUCAUCUCAAACAGCAGCAUUUAGAAACAAACCAACUGAUAAAAGUACUGAUAAUGCUCAGUCUAAAAUGAUGAUAUUGUUUAUAUUGUGUGAACCAAAAGAAGUGUCUUAUGUAAACAAAAUAACUUAAAACAUAACGCCCAUAAUUUUUAUUGGUACCAGUUCAGAUCAUCUCUAGUUUCCUGCCAUACAAAAGUCACUUGGACGGCAUGUAAUAUUGCAAUUCUUAAAUUUUCCCAUUAAUAUAUAUAGUCAGAAAUACAAAAAUCUAGACUUUUUUUUUUUUACAUUAACUUUAACUGCAACAAAGUAUAUUACAAUUAAAACAAAUUACAUUUUAUAUUAGAAACACAAUCUGAUGUACAAUCCCAAAUAACAGAACAAUUAGUGCUGAACAACAGUGGACAGUGUAUCAUGUCACAACUGAUCUUUUUCUAGGAUCACUCAUAAGUACAAGAUUAACAGUUCGUAAUGAAAUAAAAUAAAAAUCAGUUACAUGGCACUUGAUGCUGCUGUCAGGGAAUGGAGGUUUAGACAAAACACAUCCAGGAUUAAAAUUAACAACAACUGACACAGUAACAAGGUAUUUAUUAAACCACUAUAUUACAAUUAAUGACAUCUUUUAACUUUUGACAUGUUCAAACAUGUUUCUCCAAACAUUCACUUUAGGGCAUGUAUUCAAUAUUUAUAUUUAUUUAUGAACACUCUUUAGCAAUAGUGAUCUCUAACAGAUUUAAAUGUAUGUAGAGACUCCUAAGAAUUUCCAUACACAACUAAUAACACUGGUUAGUUUUGUAUUUGGCACGUCUUGGAUUAUUAAAAUGGCCUAAUUAUGAUGUUUUUAGAACCACUUUGAACAUGUUUCAAUGUUUUCAAUUAUGUCACAAUAUUCCACCGUUUCAAAUGAUAGUUUUUACAAUAAACAGGCGUACAACAGGGUGUCAGGAUGUUCAAUAUAAACAUGAUGAAUUUACAAAAAUCUAGCAUAAGUUAUUGAAUUUGUUGUAUCACAGUAAAUUUGCCUUUUCUACCACAGUCAAGUGUGCAGCUUCUUUUCUGAUUUAAACAAAAUUGUGCUACUACAAAAAGUUCACUUGUGUGAAACUAAAAAAAAAGUAGUAAUGGGUUGAUUAGAUGUUUCUUUACCAUGGUGACAGAAUACUAGAUGCUGAUUGGCUGGAAGUUCAUUAUUUUUUGUAACGUUCCAACAUUCUAAACUGACAAUUUGCUAAACGCUUCCCCAAACGGUAAUUGUCCAAUCAUAUCUUAGCAACUGUAACUUAGCGCAGCAGGAGUGUCAAGCUUUGGAGUUUAAAAGUUGUUUUUAGUCGCCCUGAUAACCAAAGAUAAAAGAGCAAUAGCACAGAGAAUGGCUUUAACGGUGUGUUUGUCUGCACUAAUGUAAGCUGCUAACGUUAGCAUGCCUGACAAACUAACUUAUUACCUUACAGCGGUAACACAAUGUUCCUACAUAUAUUCUGUGGAGUUAUAGGUUCCAUUAGAAACUGCUUGGGACCUGGUCCUGGAUGCACUGUAUCAGAGUUUGGGUUAAAGUUAGCAGCUCUGUCCUGGUCUUUAUUGAAUUUAGAGAAGUUUAUCAGGGACAACUUUGUCCCCAUUCUUGAAUCCUGUCUUGUAACGUAAAGAAUUUUGCUUGAAAAUGAACAAUAAAGCAUAAAUCUAACCUUU
This is a messenger RNA of Seriola aureovittata, 5461 nucleotides long. Its product is annotated as KIAA0319 ortholog. Bases 223 to 2688 code for a protein of 821 amino acids. The record is from RefSeq and is a predicted model, not a curated record. The transcript is spliced from 16 exons. Gene Ontology annotation, cellular component: plasma membrane; cytoplasmic vesicle. NCBI's taxonomy places the organism in Eukaryota, Metazoa, Chordata, Actinopteri, Carangiformes, Carangidae.